Tarenaya hassleriana is the source of this 1095-nucleotide messenger RNA. RefSeq names its product probable WRKY transcription factor 38. NCBI's taxonomy places the organism in Eukaryota, Viridiplantae, Streptophyta, Magnoliopsida, Brassicales, Cleomaceae. The transcript has 3 exons. Bases 44 to 931 code for a protein of 295 amino acids. Gene Ontology annotation, biological process: regulation of DNA-templated transcription. Gene Ontology annotation, molecular function: sequence-specific DNA binding; DNA-binding transcription factor activity. The record is from RefSeq and is a predicted model, not a curated record.
GCUAUCACUCACUGGAAAUUUUUUUUUAAAAAAAAAACUAGGGAUGAGUUCCUCUAGGGAAAAGGCGGUGCAAGCCCUGCUCUACGGCCAUGGCUGUGCUAACAAGCUGAAGCUACGGCUCAACAAACGAAAGGCCGACGAAGGGUCGGUUUCAAGUGAUCACCAAGAUCUUGCCAAAACGAUCCUAGGUUGUUUUUCAGACGCCCUUUCUGUCUUGAUCGACUCUACUACAUCAUCCUCAGUGGAUCAACCCUUUGAAAUCUCUCCGACCAUGUCCUCUCCUUGUCCUCCUCCUCUUAUUCCCAAUCCCCGCAGAGAUCAAAGAGUUUCCCCCAAAAAGAGAAGGACGAGCAAUACGGAAGCGAGGGGCGAAAACUGGAGAGAUGAUUCCCCCGCUCCGAUCUAUUACGACGGCUAUCUGUGGAGGAAAUACGGCCAAAAGAAAAUAAAGAAUUCUGACCACCAAAGGAGUUACUACAGAUGCGCUUACAAUGAUGAUCAUCCAUAUUGUGAAGCGAGAAAACACGUUCAGAAGAUUCAAGAGGACCCUCCGGUGUACCGGACCACUUACUUCGGUCGCCACGCCUGUCCGAUCCAUCAAGACGCGGCCUUUCCGGUCGCCUUCAAUCCUGCGGAUGACUCCGAGGGUGCCCGGAUGAUCAAAUUCGGAAAUGACGUCGAUCGAGAAAACAUAUGCCCAGGUUUCCAGCUACUGGCUAAUCGACAAGAUCAGAUCCUCAAAGAGGAAUCUACGGAGGAACAGUUGAACGGAGAUCAAGAUCAAGAUCAAGAUCGAGACGUAACAGAGAACAAAUCGUGUCCGAGUGAUCUUGUGUUGGAAUCGUCCUUGUUCUUGGAAGACCUAGAUCUGUUGGAUGCUUUCGAGUUUUGUCCUUUUGAUCAGUUUGACUUUCCAGGUUGCCAAUCAUGAACCUUUUCUAUAUAUAUAUAUAUAUAUAUAUAUAUAUAUAUAUGGAGCAAAGUAUCAGAAUCUGGCCGAUAGAUACCUCACAAUUUUGUUUUUGUGGGGCAAAUGUGUUGGUGGAUGGGAUAGUUACAUGGGUUUACGUGCAUUCGUGUCAGCCAAAGUUUUUA